Colletes gigas is the source of this 2809-nucleotide messenger RNA. RefSeq names its product kinesin-like protein KIF18A. Gene Ontology annotation, biological process: microtubule-based movement. The coding region runs from base 103 to 2742 and encodes 879 amino acids. NCBI's taxonomy places the organism in Eukaryota, Metazoa, Arthropoda, Insecta, Hymenoptera, Colletidae. The record is from RefSeq and is a predicted model, not a curated record. The transcript has 2 exons. Gene Ontology annotation, molecular function: microtubule binding; microtubule motor activity; ATP binding.
CUGACAAAGGUAACUUGACAGUAUACAAAUUUGAAUUUCAAAGAUUGCAUUACUCUUAACGGUUUCUUAGGAAUGUAUGAGUGAAAACUGAUAAAAGUUGUUAUGGUUUUUAAGAGAGAUUUAGCGAAGGCAUUUUCGCCGAAUAAAGUUAAAAAAUUUACGAAAUCACGAUUUCCUCCUAAUGAAACGAAACCGAGUACAAGUGGAAGCACAGCUUCAACCGUGCAAACAGAAAUUGGUUCGCAGACGAGUAUUAAAGUAAUAGUAAGGAUUCGACCACAAAAUCAACGCGAGCUUUUGGGUUGCUCUAGAACUGCCAUAAAGGUUGUCGAUGACAAAAUGCUAAUCUUCGAUCCAAAGGAAGAGGAAAAUCCUUUCUUUUACCGUGGAAUUGCUCAAAAAGGUCGAGAUUUACUUAAAAAACAAAAUAAAGAGUUACAAUUCAUUUUUGACAAAGUCUUUAAUAUAUCAUCCAGUAAUAGUGAUCUGUUUGAAGGAAGUACUAAAGAUUUGAUCACUAGCCUCUUGGAUGGUUAUAAUUGUUCUGUAUUUGCAUACGGGGCAACCGGUGCUGGAAAAACUCAUACAAUGCUCGGUAGUACAGAAGAUCCUGGUAUAACGUACAGAACAGUAGCAGAAUUAUUUUUACAAAUAGAAAAACAAGGGGAACAACGUGAAUUUAAUUUAGGUGUAACUUAUCUAGAAAUUUAUAAUGAGAAUGUACAAGAUCUUUUACAUAAGUGUGGACCUUUGCAUUUAAGAGACGAUGGUAGAUGUGGAGUAAUUGUUGCUGGUCUUAAAAUAAUUACAAUUCACAGUGCAGAGGAAUUAUUAACACUUUUAGCAAAAGGUAAUAAAAAUCGUACGCAACAUCCUACAGAUGCAAACGAGGAAAGCAGCAGAAGUCAUGCUGUCUUUCAGGUGUAUAUUAAUAUCACCAAUAGAUUGGAUGGUCAAGUGAAACAAGUCAAGUUAUCUAUGAUCGAUUUAGCAGGAUCUGAAAGAGCAUCUGCCACAGGAUCUAAAGGAGACAGAUUCAAAGAAGGUGCAAAUAUUAAUAAGUCCUUAUUGGCUCUUGGAAACUGCAUUAAUAAUUUGGCAGAUGGCGCAAAACAUAUAACUUAUAGGGAUUCAAAAUUAACUCGAUUAUUGAAAGAUUCAUUGGGUGGAAAUUGUCAAACUGUUAUGAUAGCUAAUAUUGCACCCACUAGUUUAAGUUACGAAGAUACCUACAAUACCUUAAGAUAUGCAAACAGAGCAAAGAAAAUUAAGACUUGCAUAAAGAAGAACAUUAUGUCUUGCGAAAUGCAUGUAACAGCAUAUAUAAAAAUGGUGGAAGAACAAAAGAAAGAAAUAGACUAUCUGAAGCAGAAGUUGUUGACUGUAGAAAGUAGGUUGACGCAUGCAUCACCAGAACUUAAUAAAUGUACAAAGACGAACGAAGAGGAGGACAAGUGUACAUUAACAAUUAAAAACACAAUGAUUGAACUACUUCAAAAGAAGAAGGUUCUAAAUGAAAAAAUCCUCUCUUUGGAAAGUGCUUACAAAAUAUUCUGUUUUAGAAUUCAAUAUAAAAAAGCAGCAGAUGAAAGAUUACACGAUUUAACUGCAGCUGUUGAUGUCUUAACUACCGAAGAGCAAAAUGCUAGUGGCAAGUCCCGUGUUAAUAAAUCCAUGCAUUACUUUGAAAGACAGAGAAAUUCCUUGAAAGUACAAAUGAAGACAGCAUGGGAAGAAUUGUGUUCGGUAGAGACAGAGUUACAGAAACUGAGUGCAGAAAUAAAGUUAAAGAAGUUAGAGAAGCUAGAAGAUUUAAUUGCAUUGAGAAUGUGUGAAAUUGAGCAAUCAAGAUUACAGCAGCAGUAUGAGCAUGCAAAAAAAGUAAGUAAUCUACAACAAUGCGAAAUGCAGUCCCACUAUUCAAUGAUUAAACUGAUGAGUGCAACAUUACAAAAUUAUUAUAACAUAAUGAGAGGCUAUGGAACAAUGACAGACACAAUGAAAGAAGAAUUUAAACAAUUGAUUAAGCUGCUGGAAGGUGCGAGAAAUAUCAAAUGGUCAGAUAUAGAAACGAUAAAUAAUGAAGAACAGUUUUACAAUCUAACUUGUCUAGGCAUAGCACAUUUGAUAGAUCCACUCAGUAGCAACAUACCAGUAUAUACAUUAUGUUCUUUGAGUGACCAGAACCAAGAUAAAUGCACCAAUGAUGCUUUAAAUACAACAUUUAAUGCACCUUGUCCACAGACAGACAGUGUCUCUGACACACAAAAUACAACCAUUACAUUGCUAGAAGAUUCAAAAAUGACUAUCAGUAACAAAACAAAGGAACUGACGGAAAACACUGAAGGGCUCAACAAUGUUAAUUGUAUACAGGGAAAGUCGAGAAAACGAUGUCUUUCAGAUAAGAAUUCUAUAAAUCUGACAAAAACACCCAUAAAACAAUUCAAAAGAAUAUCGCCAAAGAACAAAGAUCCACUGAUUAAGACAGGUAUCAAUGAUAAAGAAAAUAAUCACAUACAAAAGUCACAUACAGGAAUGAGUGCAAAAAGUAUUGCAAUACUAAAUAAAUUAAAAGCGGAUAAAUGUAAAAAAAAUAGCCAUGUUAUGAAUGUAACAGAUCGAUCAUUGAAAGUAGUAAGAGUGAAAGAGAGGCGUGGAUUAAUGACUACACAUCCAUACCAGAAGAUAAAUGGAAUCAAGAAAUUUGUUUCAACCCCAUCUUCGUCUCGAGCACCAUGGUAGUGUAAUAACAAAUGAAAUGUAUGUAAAUAUACAUAUAUCAUUAUUUAUAUCAGUGCGUGUAAAGUGC